Podarcis lilfordi (Lilford's wall lizard) is the source of this 37286-nucleotide messenger RNA. The record is from the annotation of a GenBank genome assembly. Lineage: Eukaryota; Metazoa; Chordata; Lepidosauria; Squamata; Lacertidae.
GCCAGUUUCAGAAGCAGCAGCAUCAGCAGCGAGGAACGUCUCCACCGCGCGCCUUGACGAAUGGUAAGCCUGCUUCCGACGGGGAGGACGAAGCGCAGCUGACUGAGAAAUGGGGGAAGGAAGGGAAGAGAAGGAAGGAAGGAAGGAGAAGGGAGAAGGCUGGUCCUCCGCCUCUCAGGGGAGCCCUGGGCUGCUGGGUGCUGUCGGGCUCCCGCGGAGCUGUGCCGCCCGUCUAACGCCUCUUGGUUUUCUCUCGCUCUCCGCAGGCCCAGCCGGACGGGGAAGCGCUCCCGAGCGCCCUGGAUAAAGAAGAGGCGCGCUCGGGCGCCAGCACGCCCUCCACACCCUCCGUCUGCUCCCCACCGUCCUCCGCCUCCUCCUCUUUGCCGUCGGGGGCCAAGAACGUCUGCUUCAGUUGCGGCAUGGAGAUUGUGGACCGGUACCUGCUCCAGGUAAAGGGCAGCCGCGUAGGGGGGAAUGGUUGGUGUGCAGGUGUGUUGCGGGGUAGAGGCAGUGGACGGACAGGGGUUUUCACCGCCAGACCCGUCAGCCCUCAUCUCAGGUCCCUUUGCCUCUCUCCCCCCCCCCCACUCCUCGCAGGUGAACGACCUCACUUGGCACAUGCGUUGCCUGGAAUGCUCAGUGUGCCGGACCUCGCUUCGCCGGCAGCACACCUGCUACGUCAAGAACAAAGAAAUCUAUUGCAAAAGGGACUAUUUCAGGUAGGUUCCAGGAGGCCGCGGGGUAUGGACGGAACUGUGGGACAGAGGGAGGGCGAAUCCGGAGCGAUUCCGCUUGCUUUGGAAUUUCCUGGUUGCUGGAUCAGCAUGUUCUGGAAAGGUCUCCUGUACGCCCGGGCGGGUUUGCUCUGGAUCACUUUUAAAGUGAUGGUUUCAUAUGCAGCGCAGCGAAGUUUACUUGGGAGGAACUCGAGGUGGGCCUGGAGCUUUCAGAUAGAAAUUAUCUCAGCUUUGGAGACUGGAAGAGAAUGGGAGUCUUGGGUUUCUUGUGGUGUUUUGCCCCGUAGCGUUCAUACUCGAUUUGCGGGAUGCGGCUAAUGAUGCAGUCACUGGUACCUAAAGAAGGACUCGAACUGAACGUGUGAACAAAGCAUUAACUCGGGUGCAAAUUGUUCAGUCUUCGGGUCUUUGCUCACCAAAUCUUGGCCAAAAAAGUGUGGGGAGGCUGACCCCUAUAUAUAUAUAUUUAGGCGCGCGCACCCAGUUAGGCAGGAUUCCGAAUUUGCUUGAUUUUAAUUUAUACUGGUUCUUAAUCCUGAUUAAUUAAUCCGGAAUUAAAAAAUUUAAACUUUAAAACAGGCGUCCCAAUCUCAAACCAGUUCCUUCCUCUAAGAUUAGGAUUUGGUAAUGAAAACGAAGUCCCGCUCGGAUUCCUGGCUAGGCGGAACUCCGGAGCGGAGGCGGGCGCUGGUUUUGGUUUGGAGCUGCCCGCCUCCAACAUCCUUUUUCUGAGGGGGGCAACUCUGGAGGUCGGAAGCGGGUGCGCUUUGACAGCGGAGGCAGAAACGUCCACUUUUUGGCCUUAUCUCGGAUUGUCUCCAGGUGUCUCGUUGUCCGCCCGGGCCAGAGAUUUGGAGUUUGGAGUGAGCGAAGCGGGCAGCUGCACUUUCCUGUAGGAAAGGGGGGGGGGCAGCUAAAUCCGAAUCCGUCUUUCUUGAAGGGUUUUAUGGGGGGGAACUUUCUAAAAAUAGAUAAAAGCGGAGAGACACCCCUCCAAGAGGUUGAAUAAGGGUAGGUUAUUCUGGGCAAGUGGGGGGGGGAUUCGAAUUAUACAUAGGGCACCCGAGCGCUUCCCAGGGCUGUUCUGUGAACAGGCUGACCCCCGAGAGGCGAGCACUGGGGGUGGGGUGCGUCCAGAUUCGUUGACGGGGUUUCUCUCCCUUUCGCAGAAAUUUACUGAGGAUGCUGUGAAGAAUCAAGGGGCGGGGGUGGGGUGGGCGCCGGGUCUCUGGGUCAGGGCCACCCCUUGCUCGGUGGACGAAGCCCCCUUUCUAAGGACUGCGGAAGAGACUUCCAGCGAAGUUGAUCCGGUGCCUCUCAGUCCAGUGCUAGACUGGACAGGCCUCUGGGGCGAGGGGCGGAGCAGGAAAUCUCCUGCAGCGGUGAAGCCAGCCAAGGCCAAAGGACAACAACGCCUCGUUUCCUCCUCCCCCCCCCCCCGCCUCGACCGUUUUCUGUAGUUGAGAGAAGGACCCGCUCAAAUAGUUUUUGUGAGGUUUUGUUUUGUUUGUGUAUGUGUGGUUUUUUGUUUUUUUUAUUAAAAAAACAACCUACGCGCGCUUUUACUUAGUUUGGAUUUGACGGGUUGCGCGGCGCGUUUGGAACGGCCUUUGCCCCCCAGCCCGCCCGCUUUCUCAAACUGACCUACCCUUCCGCACAAUGGGUUUGCUUUAUAAUACUACGGUUUUUGAGAGGAUAAAUGAGAUCAGGAGGGCUGGGCGAUGUUCGGCAGGGAAACGGGCGCCCUUCUGGAGUAAAGAAAAAACGGCCGGCGCCUUUGCUUCGUCGCCCGGGACCCGCCGUGCUAAAUAGAGGAAGGGAGACGUCGUCUGAGUGGCCCAGAAUGCUCUGAAUCCCGAACCCUUCGAUGGCACUUGCUGAGAUUAAUAAUAAUAAUAAUAAUAAUAAUAAUAAUAUAAUAAUAUAAUACCUAUUCGGGCUAUAAAGCGGGAUAUAUUUCAAAUAAGCAUAAGAAGAACAGAAGUAGUGCCCGCUGGAUCAGGCCAAUGGCCCAUCUGAUAUCUUUCAAAUGCCUUUCAAAUAAAACGGAAUAAAGUCUUCUAGCCGACCCAAUUUUGCGCGCCGCUUCAAGGUAGCCAGGGAGUGCUGCAAACUAUUGUAGUUUGCUUUGCUUUGCUUUUUCCAAAUAAUGGUCGGCGAAUUUUGUGACUUACUCCAGGAGCUGGAAGCGGACCCACCCAAGCAAAUCCGAACUCCGGGGUUUAAAGGCGCUGGAUCAAAAAAGGAACCUGGGAUUGCGGGCGGAAGGUGGGGACUGGGGGUGGGCGCUUGCCCUAGCUCCCGAGGGGAAGACUCUUCCCAUGGAAUCGGGCCCUCCUAAAAGAAAGUCCUUCUUUGUCCAUUCCUUGGCUUGGGACCCCGUUCUCUCCUCAGCGCCCUCCCGGCCUGCCGUCAAGGAGGUCCGAGGUGGGCAAACCCUUUCUGGGGGCAGAUGCUUCGGAAAAGGGGGAGAGGUCGCCCUCUCGCCAGGCGCUGCCCCCCUAAUGCGCCUUGAGGCGGCCGCGCAGCGCCAGGCUUCCUCGAGGGACCAAGGCGCCCUGGACGGCGCGCGUUGGGGGUCACCUUUUCCAGAAGGGGAAAAACGAAGCAGGCGAGCUCUGUUGCAGAGCGCGUUGCUGAAAUCACAGCGCUGCGGAGCUGCCUGAUUUUUAAACCUUUCCUUACCAUGCCACCUAACCGAAAACAGUAGUAGUAGUAAUAGUUGUUUUGUUUUAUUGUUGUUCCCAAAGUAGUUAUAUCCACUGAAAUGAAUGGACGUGGCUAACGGGUCUCAGUUGUUCGAGCGGAGUAGAAGAACUUAUAUGCAGUUGUUUUUCCUGUUACCAUUAUUUUUUAUUCAACGAAUUUCUAUUCAAAAUGCAACCGCUGAGUCCAUUCAUAUCAGUGGGUCUACUCUGAGGGUGACUAGGACCGAUGGCAACUUAUCUGUUACUAUUAAUAAUACAACACCAACAUCUAGACAAAUUCUCGGGUUUUCGAAGUUAUCCUUCCAAGCUGCGUUUCCUAAAAUAAAGCCUAGUCGAGUUUCCUGGGGCUUACUUCCUCACGAGUGGGUGGAUCGGGGUCUUCAUCCCAACGUCCUUCUCAGUCUUUGGCAUUUGCCACCCCCCACCGCCCUCCGCUGUCGCGUGUCUGGAAUCUACGCCACUGGACAACCGCCCGCGUUAUAGCAUUGCCCCGGACUGAAAAAACGAAAAAGAACCCCGCAAACCAAAGAUGCCCGAAAACGGGGCAAGGAGAACCAGAAGGAAAAAGGAAGGAAAAACAAUAAAGAGGAAGCUAGGAAUCGUUACGGUUUUGUGUUUGCAAACAAGCACUGUCGUGGCAAGAUUUCGAGCCGAAAUGGAUUCGAAGCGAGUCCGGUUUGCUAGUUACGCAGCGCAAGUGCUUUCGGUUUUUAAAACUCAUACUAGCUAGGGUGAAAAAUAAUGGGGAGCGUGUGAUGGUUUAGGGUUUAGGAGAUCUCCCCAAGCCAAGGCGGCGGCGGCGGCGGGAAGAUGGUGCUAAAAUGUUUGAAGUGAUUUAAGGAACCUGAAUAAAUGCGUCCCAUUGCAAGACAUCUCCCGCCGCCCCGCUUGCCCGCUGACCUCGCCUGGCUGGGACAGUGUCUGCCCACCCGCAGUGGGGGGUAGCCUACCAUGAAUCCCCUCUCCCUCCCAGCAAAGGAACUUGCAAAUGAGGGUCGCGGCUGGAUCUUGGUUCUGAGAGCUGCGGGGCAAGCAGCCUCUUCGGGGCGGAGAUCGGCUCUCGGCUCCAAUCUGGCUCUUUCCUUAUAUCUAGAUACUUGCGCCGCUGUCCCGGCCAGGGAUUUUAUGAGAGACAGAGAAGAUCUUAAGGCUGAGAUCUUGCAAGGUUCACUCCCUCUACCUGGGAGAAAAUCUCACUGGGGCACGGGGGAGUCGCCUAUAAGUAAAAACCUGCGCGGGAUUUGCCUGUAAGGCUGCAAAUUCUCGGGGUGGAGAGCGGGGAAAAUGCUCCAUGGAGCGCAGCGGCUCUUGCUCCCGAGCAACCGCACCGAGAAUCGCGCUGCGGAAAACGGAACAUUCUUAAAUUCAAGCGGUAUGCGGAAAGAGAUUUGCUCUUGAAGAGAACAAAUACAUAAAUUGUAAUAGAGGAAGCGGAGAGAUUUGAUAAAAGUUGAAAACCCUGCCUUUGUUCUGUAAAACACUGCGCAUCAGAGGGCGUCGAGCAGGUUUGAAAAAUUCAGGUGAUGCUCCACCAACUCUGCUCCGGUCUUGGGCUUCGCCUUCAUCAUCUGACAUUUUCCGAGACACCAAAAUCCACGCCACAUCUUGACUAAAUGUGUCCCCUUCUCACCAUCCCGAAAGAAAAGGUGUAAAUCAAAAUCGAGGUCUUGGCAAGUUUUUUUGGGGGGGGGGGUAUUAAUUGGACGCUAAACACCCGCCCCGCCCCCCGAAAAAGACAUCCUUCUGAAGCAACCUCUGAUUGAGGCUCUUGCCGGGUGUCUCUGAAUGGAGAUUGCAAAGGGAGGGUCGCGAUCAGAUUCGCAGGAGAGGGGGCUAUUUUUUGGAACUUUGAUUGAAACUUCAAAGACAGAACAAAAGUCAGUUAAGCCCACAGCACUUAUUUUCCAGUUAUUUAAUCCAUUAUUUAUUUUUACUUUUAGCAGCCAAAGGAACUGUUAUUUCCUCCUGCUGCCGUUCCUCACUUUGCCCGCAAUAAACCGAGAGAUCCACAUCUACUGGUGAUAUCCAGAAUAAUAUGUUCAUAAUUAUAAUUUGAACUUCUUGCUGUGUUAUCAAAUAAGUUAAAAAUUGAAACACUGAAUUAAAAUGACCAUUCAUUUAUUUACACACAUACUUACUAAGACCUAAUGGCCAUAUAUAUAUAUAUAUAUAUAUAUAUAUAUAUAUAUAUAUAUACCUACUUAUAAUUAAUCUGAGCAAGUAUUAAUACUUGUUAUUUUCCCCGUUUGAAUAUGCACAUUUCUGAGUUAAGAUGCUGCAUGGAAUGUGCUGCACACUUUGUUUUUACAUUUAUACAUUACAAUAUAUUAUUAUCUUGAUAUAUUAUCUUGAACACCCACACAUACACUCUGCAUAAACUACAUUUUUUAAAAAGGUGAAAAGCAACCUUGUGGCAACUUGAAGAUGAGCCUACUUCGGGGUAGAUGUUUUCUGUUCCUUGACUAUUGGCAUCAGAGCAAAUCCAAGAGAUGGUUACUUUCCAGCAAUACACCUCCCCCAUCUAACCUAAUCUAGUAUUUUCUCUAUGCUUCCCAGACAUUUAAAAUGUUGCAUUCCACUGUCAACUGGCGAAGUUAUUUCAAAGCAGUUUUAAUCUGUCACUUUCCUGCUCAGCCAGGCUCCCAAAUGGAGCCAACGUUCAUUGCAAAUUCCCCUUCUGAGGGUUGGGGCAUGGCUUGCAUCUCCUCCCUGCUAGAUCAUUUUAAAAUGCAGAAGUGAGGCAAAUAAUUCAUGUCUGAUGGCAAGAGGAUGCAAUAACGCAAAAGGUAUCCCACCAGUGUUACCAGAUGCCACAUUUGAAGUAGAAAGAGCACUGAGCAUCGCCUAGGUGGAUGACUGGGAUGGUGAGGAAAGCAAGUCACAUCAAACUGCCUUAACCACAUAACACCAGUCCUGAGAGAUCUGCAUUGGCUCCCAGUAUGUUUCCGAGCACAAUUCAAAGUGUUGGUGCUGACCUUUAAAGCCCUAAACGGCCUCGGUCCAGUAUAUCUGAAAAAGCGUCUCCAUCCCCAUCAUCCAGCCCGGACACUGAGGUCCAGCGCCGAGGGCCUUCUGGCGGUUCCCUCAUUGCGAGAAGUGAGGUUACAGGGAACCAGACAGAGGGCCUUCUCGGUAGUGGUGCCCGCCCUGUGAAGGAAAUAAGCAGCUCUCUUCUCUUUAAAAGACAUCUGAAGGCAGCCCUGUUUAGGGAAGUUUUUAAUAUUUAAUGCUGUAUUGUUUUUAACACUUGAUUGGAAACCGCCCAGAGUGGCUGGGGAAACUCAGCCAGAUGGGCGGGGUACAAAUAAUAUAUUAUUAUUAUUAUUAUUAUUAUUAAUUUAUUUAUAUUUCACUCUUGGUCUAUCUUGCUCAGCUUUGCCUGCACUGACUGGCAGCUGCUCCCCAGGGUUUCAGGUAGGGUUCUCCCUCAUUCCCAUGGGGAGAUGCCAUUGGGGAUUGGGACCUUCUGCAUGCGAGGCAGGGGCUCUGCCACUGAGCGAAGGCCCUUCCUUGAAAGAGCUGCAAGGGGGGGAGAGGGGAGAGCUGAAGAACAGUCAGUCAAGCAGAGGAUGAGGAAGCCUUGAGAGAUUGAAGGAGAUGUUGUAGUGGGACCACCUGCCUUGGGAGCAGAGUGGGCUGUCUGUCAUUGGAGGUAUCCGAACAGAAGCUGGGUGGCACCAGAGAUGGUGCAAGGUUGCACCUUCCAUUGCAGUUCCUGCUCUGAGAAGUGGGUUGGGCUAAGCGACCUCUGAGUUUAUUUCAAUUCUAUUUCCAGUAUGGGUAGUCUAACACUCGAAAGCAUGCAACCCCACAAAUGUUUUUACCUUGACUUUCCUCAAGGCUUUUUGGUGUCCCAGAGGGUUCAGCAUGGCUGCCACCUAUUGCAGGUGGGUAGUCAAUAAUAAUAAUAAUAAUAAUAAUAAUAAUAAUAAUAAUAAUAAUUUAUUUGUACCCCUCCCAGUCUACAAGCUGAGCCCCACUGACAAUAACAGAACUUACUUCUGUGUAGACACAUAUAGAAUGGUACUAUUGUUCUCUACGGUGCUUUGCAUGUGCAGAGGGCCAAGACAUUAUUAUAAGUGGUUUUUGUUUGCUCGAAGAUCCCUUAUCUUAGGGGGUCUGACAUAUGCAGGAGGCUGCAUCCAUUUGCGGAGGGCAAAAUGGAGCUGCAAUUGAGAUUUAAAGAUGUUAGGCUGGUGGUUACAUUUAAAAGACAAAUAGAUAAUGAUGCUGUUCUGUUUGUUUUAGGUGUUUAACAUUUCUAAUUUUAUGUGAUUUUGUUCAUGAGAUUUUGUGGUGGUUCUUUUACCAUAUUUUGGGGGUUUGAAAUCUUAUGAGAAUAAGCUGCUUAGGAAGGAUCUUUGUUUUUGAAAAGCAGAACCCAAGUUGAACUGCCCUGAGACCUUCGGGUAUAGGGCGGUACGGUGGUGCCUUGGGUUACGAACUUAAUUCGUUCAGGAGGUCCGUUCUUAACCCGAAACAGUUCUUAACCUGAGGUGUGCUUUUGCUGAUGGGGCCUCCUGCUACUGCUGUGCCGCCGGCACACAAUUUCCGUUCUCAUCCUGGAGCAAAGUUCUUAACCCGAGGUACUACUUCCAGGUUAGCGGAGUUUGUAACCCGAAGUGUUUGUAACCCGAAGUGUUUGUAACCUGAGGUACCACUGUAUAUAAAUUCAAUUAACAACAACAACAACAACAACAACUGAUGAUGGAGAUAAUACAAGCAGGCAGAGAGCAUACUUGCACCUACCAGGGCCACAAUUAAGGUGCAAGUUUACAUGAGAAUAAGCCCCACUGAACUCCUGAGGACUUGCUUCUGGGUAGACAUUUAAAAGUUUGUGCUGGUAAGCUACUUGUUAGCUUGAAAAUAAGCAAGUUCAAGUCCCAUCAGUGUUGCGGAACUUCCACCUGUAAAGUGCGUAGUUAAUCUAUGGAACUCACUCCCACAGGAGGAUUAGACAAAUUCAUGGAGGAGAAGGCUACUUGUCGCUACUAGGCAUGAUGGCUCUCCUCUGCCUCCAUGGUCAGAGGCAGUGAUGCUUCUGAAUACCAGUGGGAGGGCAGAGUGCUGUUCUUGUGCUUGAAUUCUGUUGGUUUCCCACAGGCAUCUGAUGCGUCCUUGUGAGAACGGGAAGUUGGACUAACUGGACUAUAGGCCUGAUUGAGAAGGCUUUUAAUAUGUUCGUAAAAGGUUGCCACUGUUGCUUUUUUACUUUGUCCUUUAAAACAAAAAACACAGUGUCCUUCCUUCUAUCAGGCAGAUCCUUGGGUUGUUGUGGCUUUAGACACAAACUGAGCCUGGCAAAGAGGUGAAAGGCGUGCGCUCUCUCUCUCUCUCUCUCUCUCUCUCUCUCUCUUUCUGAGAAAGCCUGUAAUCAGAGGAGAAAAUGUUAAUUUUAGGACUAUUCUGGGCACAGAUGAAUUGUGCUAGCGAGACACAGAAAGCAAAGGAGGAGAAUAUUGAAUUGGAAGAUACAUGUACCUAUACAAUGUUAGGUACAUACUUUUUAAAAUGCAGAUGUGGGAAAUGUGAGUCUCUGUGCGCGCAUGGAACAAAGCACCAUGUUUUAGAAAACAGCCACAAAUAGAUGUGACGGCAGGAGUGUUUGGACCAGAUUAGAUGCACCCAUGUAUGCAGAGUGGAAUACAAACUCAUAUUGAAGGCAUGCGUUAUGAGGGCGGAGGCAUCAGUUGCCGUCUGAUUAAAAAUAUGCCUUAAUUAUAUGGAUUUGACUAUUCAUGCACCACAGCCCUGUUAAGUAGGCUGGCAUAAAAAUCCCUGCACCUCAGCUUGAGAAAUCCUUUCCGUGGUGUGGGCUGCUGUCAGUUUCUCAGUAGGGAAUGAAAUGCGUUUCGGACCAUGCUUAAGGGGGGGCGGCGGCUAUGUGGCCUUCCAGAUGUUGCUGGACUCCAAAUGCCAUCACUCCUAGCAAUCAGCCACAUGUUGACUGAGGUCGUUGGAAGUCCAACAACAUACGAUGGGCCACAGAUUCCCCAUCCCUUUUGUAAGGCCUGACACUCACAACAUGCAAUGAGGCUCUCAGCACUUGACUUAAAUAUGAGUGGUUUAAAUUAAGCACAUUCCACUGGGAUUUGAAGCCUGAAUGCAGACUGCAAUUUAAACCUGGAAGUAGGAAGGCCUCCCCACUGGGGUUCAGUAGGGAGCACAGUACGCACUGCAGGGUUGCUGUUCGGAUGGUUUUUAUUUGGCUGCACAAGCACGGCAGCCUUUGUGUCUUCACACAAGUGCUGUGCAGUCAGGUCAUUUUGGACUUGAGCUUAAUAAUAAUAAUAAAUUUUAUUUAUACCCCGCCCUCCCCAGCCAAGACCAGGCUCAGGGCGGCUAACACCAGAUAUAAAACAAUUGAUUGAAAUACAACUUAAAAAACAAGAUUAAAAUACAACAUUAAAAUGCAGCCUCAUUUCAGUGGAAACUCAAAUCAAAAACUUUUUUGGGGAUGAAAACGUCAAGUCUUCACUAAGGCCAGCUAUCCAGACUGGUCCUACGUGGGCCAGAAAAAAGCCAGGGAAGUCCCCAAAUAGGAGUUCCAUCACAAGAGGAGAAAGGAAAGAGGGGAAGGGGAUCAGGCUGAUUCCAAGCCAAAGGCCAGGCGGAACAGCUCCAUCUUGCAGGCCCUGAGGAAAGAAAUCAGAUCCCGCAGGGCCCUGGUCUCAUGAGACAGAGCGCUCCACCAGGCCGGAGCCAGUGUUGAGAAGGCCCUGCCUCUGGUUGAGGCUAAUCUGACUUCCUUAGGGCCUGGGACCUCUAGGGUGUUGCUAUUUAUGGACCUUAAAGUCCUCCGUGGGGCAGACCAGGAGAGUCUUAGACACAGUCCUCUUUUUCCACGUGUGGCAAGCUGUUCAUUCUGCAGAGUGGAGCUCCCAGGCUGCUUCCCCAAAGGCCUAUCCUGAGAACACGGUUGCAAGUGUGUGUGUCUGAAGCUUGCUGUGGCUCAGGGAACUGAUCUCAGGUCUUGCUGAGAAUUCAAUACAGAUCUGAGCUGAGGCAAAUGUUGAUACAGCUCACGUUUUAUGUGUGAUUCCAAAUGUUACUUUGUUGCCUUGAUAACUUUGCUUUUAAUUACCUUUCUUCUGUAGCAUCCACCAGUUUAGUCCUUACGGUAUUUACUUACACCUCAAAUUUAACUUAAACAUUUUUCAAAAGAGGGUUUCUUAUUAUUUGUUUUAUUAUUACAUCCUGCUUUUCCUACACAAAGUUGUACAUUUCUUUGUCUCAAUGGGCAGGUGAUCUUAUAAAAAUACAGUUUUAACUUAACUACUAAAAGCAUGUUCCGAAAGCUCUUGUUCAUCAAAAGAAUAUCAUUUUUAAAGGUCUGACGUAUUACUGGAACAGGGGACAGAAAAACUAGAGUUAAAACAAUGUAUGUAAACCUGCCCUCCCUGAUUAAAAUGUGCCUCCCCAAAUUAAUCUACCAAGUAAGUCAGAAAACACUUUCAGUCACUACUUAAAGUGGUUGUGUAGAACAAUGAUAAGUGUUGCAGGUCUAUUCAAAAAUCCUUUUUCUUCUCUCUGGUGCUGCUGGUGGGGACCCAAGCUUUCCCCGAGCCUGUUGCAGCAAUGAAAAAUUAAUUAAUACCGUUCCUUUGUUUGUACAACCAUGCAAACAGAGCAUCUCACAGCCAGCUUGCUGCAUUCCCCAUAUGCAAGAAAUUAGCACAGUCUUGGUUGUUCCUCCGUCGCUUUCCCUGCUCCCCCCUCUUUCCAAAUUGGCUUUGGGACUGUUCAGAUACAACUCCUCACUUGCGUUUUUCAGAUGCAGUUCUGCUUCGGUUGCCCCAGGCUGCAUAAGAGCAAUGGGGGACGGGGUCAGUGCCAACGUGGGUGAUGUUCUCUGGGACCCACUUUAUCUGCUUUGUGGCCAACGGUGGUCGUGAGAUUGGCUCAGGUUUUGCACGGGGUCCAUCUCUGUGUUGGAUAUGAAAAGGAGUGAGCUGAUUGUGCCAAAAGUUGGAUAAAAUCAUUGGACCUGGCUCUUAGGAGCUUGAUAGUCAAAUGUCCUUUUGCUCCUAAAGGGCUUUAUCCUUAACAUGCUGAGUACUGCUUUAGCUCUACAAAGCUGCAGGAGGAGAAGCAGAUAACCUCCAAAGUCUGCUCUCAGCACCACUGCCACAUUCCAGAGCUGGGAAUGGCACAAUUCUGUUGGUGCAAAGUGGGUGCAAAGAGCCUGCAAUAAUUCGAGCAAAUGAGCCAAGGGCCAUGCUGAGGAGAUGGCCCUCACCUCUGCCCCAUUCUUCCUCCCUCCUCACAGGGCAGGUAUCUAUUACAGUGGUUCUCAAACUUCUGUUGCCUGUGGACCACUUGAAAAUGGUUGGAGGUCUCAAUAGACCACUUAAGCCAGUGAUGGCCAAACUCAGCCCUCCAGCUGUUUUGGGACAACAACUCCCACCAUCCCUAGCUAACAGGACCAGUGGUCAGGGAUGAUGGGAACUGUAGUCCCAAAACAGCUGGAGGGCUUAGUUUCAUUGUCACUGCCUUAAGCCUUUUCCUUCUCUUCUGCAAAUCAAAGAACAUGGAGUCCCCCAAGUAUCAAUAUUGGAAUCUGUGCGUAUUAACUUGUUCAUAAACCAUCUAGCGUUAGGUGUGAGCAGUGAGGUGGUCAAGUUCACUGAUGACACUAAAUUGUUCAGGGUCAAUAAAACAGAGCUCUGAAAGGAAUGGGCAGUAAAACAGGAAAUGCAAUUCACUGUAAAAAUGUGUAAAGUGAUAUACGUUGGUACAAAACCACCUUAAUUUCACAUAUAUGCUCAUGGGGUAUGAACUGGUGGUGAUGGACCAGGAACAUGGGCUUGCUGUGGAUAGCUCAACAAAGAUGUCCGUCCAGUGUGUGGCAGCUAUGAAAAACACAAAUUAUAUGCUAGGGAUUAUUAGGAAAGGAAUUGUAAAUAAAACUGUUGAUACCAUAAUGCUAUUAUACAAAUAUAUUUUGUGAGCACAUUUGGAAUAUUGUGUUCAGUUCUGGUCACCUCACCUCAAAAAGGAUAGUGUAGGAUUGGAAAAGAUUCAGAAAAGGGCAACCAAAAUGACCGUGUGUGUGUGUGUGUGUGGAGGGAUUCUCCCAUGGGGAUAGGUUGCAGCAUUUGGGAAUUUUUAGUUUAGAGAAAAUGCAAGUAAGAGGUGACAUGACAGAAGUUUAUAAAAUUAUGCAUGGAAGGGAGAAAGUAGACAGAGAAAAGUUUUUAUCCCUCUCUUACAACACUAGAACUUGUGAGCAUCCAAUGAAAUGGAAUGUUGGAAGGUUCAGGGAGAUAAAGGAAAGUCCUCCUUCAUGCAGGAGUUAAACCCUGAAACUCCCUCCCCCAGGAGGCAGGGAGGGCUUGGAUGGCUUUAAAAGAGGAUUGGACAAAUUCAUGGAGGAGGAAAAGGCGAUUGAUAAGCCAGUAUGGCCAUGCUCUGCUUCCACAGUUGGAGGCAGCAGUGCUUCUGAAUACCAGUUUCUGGGAAGAACAAGGGGGCUCAUGUGCUCAGGUCCUGCUCCCUGGUUUCCCACCAGCAUCUGGUUGGCCACUGUGAGAUCAGGAUGCUGGGCUGGCACUUCUUAUGUACUCAUGUUCAUCUGCAAGGAAGAAGGAAGGCAGCUACCAGGAUGACUCAAAGAAUGAGCAAGACAUGGAUGGGUCAUGGUGGAAUGCCCCCUUACUUUGCAAAGGGAGGUAGAUUUCUCUGCCAGUAGAAUGUUUUCAGUCCUUAGUAUGGAACUGAAGGGGAGCAAUUGUCUGCACUAGGUUAGGAGUUAGGUUCCCUCAAGUGGAAUAUUGAACUCCUGCCAUGUUUCGGCUGGGAGGAGGGACAGGUGUAUUUCCGCUGCACAGUGGAGAAUGAUCACCAGUGCACGUCACCAGAAGCGAUGCACAACCUGUGGCAAACCUGUAUCCCAUUAUUGUUGGAUUUCAUUUCACAAUGUCAGCCCUGACCAGCAUGGUCAAGGAUCAGGGAUAAUGGGAGCUGUGGCUUGUCAACAUUUGGGCAGCCACCUGUUCCCCUUCCCUGGUCUACGGUAUAAAUGAGAGCUGCUUUAAGCAUCAGCACUACCCACCUUUCACCCCAUGGAACCUUGGGAAUUGUAGCAUUUCAAAAAGCUAUGAUUCCCAAUGCUCUUUCCCAAUGGCAGUGAAACAGUUUCAGGCGAUGUAGCAUGACUGCUUUCUGAGGACCAGCUAUACCCUCUGGUUCCUCCAGGUGGGUGUCACCUGGAGGAACAGGUGUGCUAUAUCUCUUUGUUGGACCAAGGUUUUGUUGCUACAUUUAUUUAUUUACUUAUUUGUCGCAUUUGUAGCCCGCCUUUUUCUCCAACGAGCUCAAGGUAGUGUACAUCGGGUUCUGUUGCUUCUCACUUCAUGGCCACAGCAACUCUGUGGGGUAGGCUAGGCUGAGAGGCAGUGGCUGGCCCAAGAUCACACCCAGUGAGCUAGGGUGGUGAAGUAGAGAUUCGAACCCUGGUCUCCCAGGUCCUCGUCUGGUACUCUUACCACUACACCACACUGGCUUUUGAUUCACUGUCCCAGGGGAUUCACUUUCCUGAGACUACUGUUUCAGCAUUUCAGUCUGAAAGGUAGUGUGACCUACUGGGCUGAGAUUAGGGUUGGUGGUCUUGUACGAGAAGUUGCGCCAGCUUUUGCCAUAAGAGUGAGCAGGAGGCACCCAAAUCACUGCCAGCUUCUUCACUCUGUGUUUCUCUCUCCUUGCAGUCAGUUUGGUACAAAAUGCGCCCGUUGCCGGAGGCAGAUCUAUGCCAGCGACUGGGUCAGGAGAGCCCGCGGCAACGCUUACCACCUGGCCUGCUUUGCCUGCUUCUCCUGCAAACGUCAGCUGUCAACUGGAGAGGAGUUUGGCCUGGUGGAGGAGAAAGUCCUGUGCCGGAUUCACUAUGACACCAUGAUUGAGAACCUCAAGCGCGCAGCAGAGAAUGGUAGGUGGACACGCCCCCCCCCCGGGAUGCCUGCUUACCCCCUCUGUGAGACGGUAGGAGGUGUGAUCCCUUCCUCUCAACCCUGGACUUAUCCUGGUUGAUGUCUCUCGACAGAAAAGCGCAGAGAUGCAUUGCCCUCCAAGCAGCUCACAAAGGAUAACUAAGCAGAGCGGAAAUGUGUCGACUUCCGAAAAUUGGCCUCCAUGUGUUUCUAGGUGUUGAAUAUUCUCCAGAUACGUGCUAGAUAUUUGCCAGAAGUCUACCAAAUACUUGAUCUCUAUAUUUGCAAACUAUUUUUUGUUGUUGUUGUUGUUCCGUUAUUUCUUGCUCGACGAUAUCUGGUGGGCAGCAUGCAAUGGCAUUCAGUAUCUGACAAGGGUUGCCAUUUUCCAUUUGGCGCUUACUAUUCAUUAUUUAUUUAUUGCAUUUAUACCCGCACCCCCUUUUCUUCCAAGGGUCUCAAGGUGGUCACAUGGUCCCGCCCCCCCCCCAUUCUUCAUGUAAUCCCCACCAUAGCCCUGCAAGGUAGGUUAGGCUGAGAGAGGCAGCGACUCACUCCAAGGUCACACCCCGUGUCCUUCAUGGCCAAGUGGGGAUUUGAACCCAGGUCCGACUCUGGCACUCUAACCACUGCACCACACUGGCUCUCCAAAACCCAAGUCACAAAGAGAUGCCAGCCGGCCACUUUCAGAGAGGAAGGCUUGCAGCUUAGCGGGCAACGCACCUGUCCUUCGUGCAGAAGGUCUCAAGACCAGUUCCUGGAAUUCCUAGGGAGAGUUGGGAACUCUUAGGCCUCUCUCACUGUCGUGGGGAAUCCUGCGGACUGUCAUUUUGGGAAGGGUGCUGGCCCCACAGACCUACAGUUCCCAACACGCUUAACAACUACUGUUCCCAAGGUUCUUUGGGGAAGGUUCUCCCCAUGGUUGUAAAAGGGGUAUGAGAAAGCUUUAAAUGUGUGGUUGGGAUGUGGCCAAAGACUUCUGCCUGAAGCCCUGAUGAGCUAAGGUGGACUAUACUGGGCUAGUGGAACCAGGGAUCUGACUUAGUAUAGCUUUUUAAAAUGUAACUAGUGGGAAGUUUUCCUUGGAAGGGUCAUAGAAUCAUAGAAUUGCAGAGUUGGAAGGGACCACAAGGGUCAUCUAGUCCAACCCCUGGCAAUGCAGGAAAUCUUGUUACCCAAUGUGGGGUUUCAACUCAUGACCCUGAGGUUAACAGUCUCAUGCUCUACUGCAUGGGUAGGCAAACCAAGGUCCGGGGGCCAAAUCCAGCCCAAUCACUUUCUAAAUCCAGCCCACGGACAUCAGCAUGGGAAUCAGCAUGUUUUUAUAUGAGUAGAAUGUGUCCUUUGUGGGGCAUAGGAAUUCAUUCAUUCCUCCCCCCAAAAAUAUAGUCCGGCCCCCCACAAGGUCUGAGGGACAGUGGAUCAGCCCCCUCCUGAAAAAGUUUGCUGACCCCUCUACUGGUUGAGCGAUUCCAAUGUAAGGCCCGGCUCAAAACAUUUUGCCAUCUGAGGCAGAGGACAAGAUGGGAGGAAUGGCUUCCUUCCAACAAACUCGGCUCUUGGGGAAACCAGCAAUAUCACGAGUGCUCCUGUAAAAGGAGGGCAAGGGAGAGGGAGGGGGAAGAGAGCAAGCAUCUUCCUCCGUGGAAUCUGCCGCUGCCAAGAUGAUACUAAGCAAAUGGGACCAACAGCCCAAUUCAUCCUGACCUACAGAGGCAGGCAGAAUGAUACGGAAAUGGUUAAGUCCGACAGUUUUAGAAGAUUGGUGAAUAGCCAUUCCCGAGUUGGAACUAGGAACACACAAUUGAAAACCUGCCUGGCAAAAGUUGGUACCACCUUCUGCUACUGCCAGAGGAACUGCGUGUGUCUGUGACAGACAUCCCCUUGGAAAUAAAGCUGCAAUUGAAAUUAUUCAACUCCAAUUGCAAAUCAGGUGAAAUUCAGCCAAAAAGUCCACUUCACCUUGCUUCUCCAGCCUCACUAUAAGUUGCAUUUUCAGCGGAAUUUGGGGGAACCAUUUGAAGCAUCCGUUGUACGGAGCUAUCUGCAUGGCUUUGGUGGGAUUCGCUCCUUGCAGACAGUGGAAAGUCUGUAGAUUUUGAUCAGAAACCUGAUUUGGAGUUGAAGAAUUUCAGCUGCAACUGUAGGUGGGAUUUCUAAUCUGCUUCCAGAGCCAGUGUUCUUUUGAGAUGGAAGGAGAAGUCUUCUUCCUCCCUGGAGCUCACACUUACAUGCUGUCUGCGUGCCUGAAGCCUACCCAGUGCCGGAUAUAAGCUAAACAAGCUAUAGCUUAGGGCCCCACUCUCUUGGGGGGCCCCUAAAAAUUUAAAGGAAAAAACACCUGGAUGCACAUUUCCAAAAUAUGAGAUAAAAAACAAAUAAAAUAAAACCUACAUACAGUUAGAGCAUAAUAAUUAUUUCACUAUUAAUAUACUUAUUCUUAACUGUAUUUCAGUUCAACAAUUACCGUGUUUUUCACUCCAUAAGACACACUUUUUUCUUCCUAAAAAGUAAGGGGAAAUGUCUGUGCAUCUUAUGGAGCGAAUGCGUGGUCCCUGGAGCUAAAUUGCCCAGGAGUGAAAAGCAGAUCAUGGUUUUUUUUUUUGAAAGAGGGAAAUGGGUGUUGAAACAAAGCCGCUGAUGGGCAAGCGAUCGGGGAGGGAGAUAAGGGACGCUAGCAAUAAAGGAGGCUGCCUGGGGGCGGAGGGAGGUAAAGACAAUGAACUUGCAAGGAGAGGAGACAGGAAGGUUAAAGCAAUGAGGAGAGAAAUUAGAAGAAAAGGAGGAGCAAAAAAACUGCUCCAGCUAAGGAAAAGACACUAAGGCAAACAAGAGGGAAGGGGGUGUUGAAAGGAAGCAGCUAAUCGGCAAGCGAUCAGGAGGAAGAUAAGGGAAGCCCAUGGAUCCUCAGGAUUUUUGCAUUGGGUCACCCCAAAUUCACCAUCAGAUCACAUAGCAUGUCCAUGACUACAGCCUGCGCCAAAAAAAUCAUGCACCCACUGUUGUAUGAGGCCGCAAUGGCGCAAAAACGUGGUUACAAAGCAUGGAUCCACAUGGAUCCUCAGGAUUUUUGCAUUGCGUCACCCCAAAUUCACCACCUGAUCACAUAGCAUGUCCAUGGCUACAGCCUGCACCAAAAAAAUCAUGCACCCACUGUUCUCAGGAUUUUUGCAUUGGGCUACCCUAAACUCUUUGACCAAACUGCGGGAGGCAGUGGAAGACAGGAGUGCCUGGCGUGCUCUGGUCCAUGGGGCCACGAAGAAUCGGACAUGACUAAACGACUGAACAACAACAACCCCAAACUCACCGUCAAAGCAGAUGUCUGUGGCCACAGCAUGAACCACAAAAAUCAUACAUCCACUGUUUUGUUCAGAAUAUUUUUUUUCUUGUUUUCCUCCUCUAAAAACAAGGUGUGUCUUAUGGAGCGAAAAAUACGGCACUUUGAUAAAAUGCAUAUUUUAUGUGCAAAUGGCUUUAGAUACCUAUUAGGUCCAUAAAUUAGCAUAUAUUCAACACCAAAAACAGCGACAAUUUGUUGUUGACAAAGGACAGCUGGACAUAUAAAGGGCCCCAUUACCUUCAGUAGCUCAGGGCCUCAUCAAACCUAAUCCGGCCCUGAGCCUACCAGUGAGUCCCACCUGCGCUGCGACCAGUCAAAUCAGUCUCUGGCAAACCGCAGGCAACCUCUCCUGACCCGCAGCAAGGCUUUCCAAGGGAAGUCCUUCACAUGAGCCCUGAGGAAGCAUAUCUGAGACGCUCUGGUGAACGCUGCAGAGGAGCCAUCCUUCUCAACAGCUCUGAGUUGCAAACUCACAAAGUGUCAGAAUUCGGAUACAUGCCUGGAGCCUCAGCUACUCCUGCCGUAGGACGGUUGCUAAUUCAUGCCACACUUUUAAAAGCGCAGCAUAAACAUAGCACGAUCUUUAUAUGCUUGUCAGAAGAGCCAUUUGUGGCAUCAGACCAAAAGCCCAUCUGGUCCGCCAUCAAGUUUCCAACAGUGGCCAAACAGAUGUGCAUUCACGAAGCCCAGAAGUGGGGCACAAAGGCUGCAACCCUCCCUACUGUUUCCCUCCCACCAGCUGGCUUUCAGUGCUGUACCUGGAGCACGUUUACCUGCAAUGGCUAGCAGCCAUUGAUAGACCUCUUCCAUGAACUUCUCUGGCCCACUUAUAAAGCCAUCUAAGGCAAUGACCACAAUCUAAUAUUGUGGCAGUAAUUUCCACAGGUUAAUUAUCCACAAUGUGGGUUUAUUUGGGGUGUUCUGAUUUAUUAUUAUUAUUUUUGGCCAACCCAUUUCAGUAGACACCUCUGAGUUUAGGGUGGUAGCGGGUGUCUCCAGAUAGGGCUUGACAGUUCCCUGUCUGAAUAACCACUGCCAACCUGUAGAUGCAGCGGUUCUCAACCUGUGGGUUCCCAGAGGUUGUUGGACUACAACUCCCACCAUCCCUGAGCUCUGGCCUUGCUAGCUAGGGGUGAUGGGAGUUGUAGUUCAACAACAUCUGGGGACCCACAGGUUGAGAAAGGCUGCUGUAGGGUGUAGACAAUACAGUCAUACCUCAGGUUAUGAAUGCUGUGGGUUGCAGAUCACGCCAAACCCGGAAGCACAAAAUGACAUCACGCACAUGCUCAGAAGUGCUGAGUUGCGUCGUGCACAUGAGCAGAUGCGGCGCUGCAGGUUGCGAAUGCUGCGGGUUGCGAACGUGCCUCCCGCACGGAUCAUGUUCGCAACCUGAGGUAUGACUGUACUGAACUAGAUUGUUUGACGCAGUAUAAGAGAGCUUCCUAUGUUCUAUAAAAGGUCAAGGGGAAUGAAUAUCUUUCUACACUAUUAAUAAUUUUAUUCACCUCUCUUAUGCACUUCCUUUCAAUUCCCCGCUAAAUUAAAAUACCCCGUCCUGGUAUCCCUUCCUCAUAGGAGAGUGGCUCCAGCCCCUUGAUCAUUUUAGUUGCCCUCUGAGAGCUUUACAAAACCGUUUUGAGACAGGCAGCAGAAACAUGGCAUUCCGAAAUAAGCCACAGCGCAAUAUUUCAGCAUUUGAAAUUUUAUUUUCAACCUCCUUUCUGACUGGCUCCUCGGAGGGGAGUCACCGUUUCACAGUUGCUUGCCACACACCAAGUCAACAUUUUCAUCAAGCUACCGUAGAAUCAUAGAACUGCAGAUUGUGAAGGGACCCUAAGGGCCAUCUAGUCCAACCCCCUGCAAUGCAGGAAUCACAGUUCAAGAAUCCCUGGCAGAUGUCCAUCCAACCUCUGCUUAAAAACCUCCAAUGAAGGGGACCCCACUACUGAGGUUCCCAGUCACCUCAGUGACUCAGACUCUGUUGGUGCAUGAUAUGCGAAGUUAGGGUUUGUGCAUCAGCUGCUGUUUGAACUUACAUUGAACUCUUUCCCCUUUCUUUGCCCACCCACUCAGUGUGGAGAUGUUCUUUUGGAGCUCCAUGCAGAUCUUUGGGGAACUCCACCGCUUGCCAUCCUCCACUGCAACUGAGAAUUACCCAUCUAUCCCUCCUCUCUUCUUCUCCUCUGUUCUUUAAUUAGUCACCCAACCAGAAGAGGACCUGUACUGUUAUCCACUGUAGAACUGUGGACAUCUAAUGAAGGUGGGCAGUUUGAAGAUUCAGGAAGGAUAAAAUAGUGUCCUCCUUCAUGCAGCACAAACUAAGGAACCUGCUACCCCAGGAGGCAGUGAUGGCUUUGAAAGAGGAUUGGACAGGUUAAUGGAUGAGGAGAGGGCUAUUGAUGGCUGGCAGUCACCACGGCUUGGCUCUGCCUCUACAGAGGGAGGCAGCACUGCUUCUGAAUACCAGAUGCUAGAAACCACAGGAGGGGAAGAGUGUGGCUCGUGCUCAGGUCCUGGUUUUGCACUGGGGCAUCUGCUUGGCCACUGUGAGAACAGGGUGCUUGACUAGAUGGGGCCCCUGUGGCCUGAUCCGGCAAGUAGUUCUUAUAUUCUUUUUGCCCAACAUGGGGCUGGAACCCACAACCCUGAGAUUGAGUUUCAUGCUCUACCAAUUGAGCUGUUUCUGGCUCCCAAUUGUUUAAUGUGUAGCAACAACUAAGUGUCUCUAUCCUCCUUAAGGAGCAAAUUGUCAUAACUUUUGUCAUAAUUCUUUUGUGAAUGGAUUGUGCACUCAGUUUAGUUCCAGUAUUGAAAACAAAUUGCUAGGCUUAAAGUAUGUCCCGAGGCAUCCUGCUCUUUCAUUCUAACUAAUAUGUCUUUUCUACUAGAUCUUGAGUUUCUAGUAAAGAAAAAUGCAAAGUAAGUCUGACAAGCCUAAAGCCUGCUUGCCCUUCUUCUACAGUGGAGAUAAAUGUAAAUUCACUCAUCUGUCAACUCCUUAUUCUCUGUCAGUAAGCCUUUCACAUCUUUGUAAACAGUCUUCCCAGAUGCUCUCCUGCCUCUGAUUUGCAUACAUUUCUUACUGUUUUUAGCAAUAUACUCUUUAGAUCUGGAUUCUGUGCUUGGGCACUAGAUCUGUAGGUAUCUGAAGUACACACAGCUGAUAUCUGUGUAUGUACAGAGACUUGUGCUCAAUGCAAUGGAUUUUCUAGCUUUCCCACUUCUUAGAAGUUGCCUUACUAUCUCAACGUUCAUUUGUAUCACCAAAGUAUGUGCUUCUCCCUAUUGGACAGGACUCACACUUCCUAAAGCAAGCUCAUUUGCCUUUUAUAGCUUUCUUGACACUGCUUUUUAACCACUCUAGCAUUCUUUUGGAUUGGUCCCAUCUUUCUUAAUCCAUGGUGAACAUUUCAUCCAAGCUUCUAUCACGGUGGUUUUAAAUAACCACCAUGACCUCCUUGCCUCUUCCUUUUAACAAAUCUUAACAUUUAUGAUCUAGUUAGAGAGAGCAAUGUUUUUCAACAAAGCAUCUCACACAAGUCUUGGGUAUGCCUUGUGAUUGACAACAAUAUCCAUGGAUGAUUGUCUCACAACAAAAAGAAAACAUGAGAUGGUGUGCUUGUGGAUUGUGCAGAACUGCCUGUGAAUCUGUGGCUGCACAGAACCUGUUUAUGUAGUCAUUUCCAGUGUGUGUGUGUGUGUGUGUGUGUGUGUGUGUGAACUUCAUUAAGUAAUCAAGAUAUUUUACAACAAAACACAGAGGCAGGUGGUGACUUGCUAUUAUAGAUCCACAGUACAUGGUUGGAUAUGACAGUAGAACAUGAAGAGGUUCAAUCUAAAGUAAGACAAGAAAAUAAGAUUAUUGUUCUUGCAGAAUGGAGAGGGCUAGUAAUAAUGCAUAUCAGUAUGUAAUCAGUACCAAAUAAAGCCAAAUUUGGUGGGAACCUGCCAGUCAUGACUUUGUAUCUUAAUGUACAUCAAAAACAUCCACCACAUGGCAACACAGUCAAUUGGCUUGGCAGGUGAAAUACGCAUUGAAUGAGUCAGCUUUUCUGAAAUUGAAAUAUGUAGGGUCUUCUGAAACCAAAUAUGAAGGGGAAAGUGUGACGUAUUUCUCCAUCGCUGGGUAACAAUCAAUAUAUCCACAACCAACAAUCAUAUAAUAAGAGUUUUACAAAGUAGUUCUGCAUCAUCAACUUUGCAUAUUGAUAAUACGAACAUAGAGCCUGAUUCUGUUUGUUCUUAAAUCAUUCUUAUAGGAGGUUCUGUGCUGGAUACAAGAUUCCGUGCUUAUGUGUGGGACCAGUUGUUUUGGGAAAAUGCACAUGGGUUUUUCAGGACCCCCACAUUUCCCUUCUUCAAGACAGUGGAUUUUCAGGCCUUUGAACAAAGGAGGAAAGAGAACAGCACUCAAACAAGGGUCCCAUGUGGUCCUCUUCAGACCGGGUGCUUUCCUCCUCCUCCUCCUCCAAAGUAAUGUGUGUGUGAUUCCCAAGAGAUAAAACUUUGCCCAAGUGCUAAGAAGUUGUCUGAUUUUUCUUUUCUGAGAAAAUGUGAGACUGGGGGGUGGGGGGGAGAGGCGUAUGUAACAGGCCAUCUUGGGCUGCAGAUGGAAACGAUUUCAGAGAAGGGGAGAGAUCUCAAAAUGAAAAUAAUCCGUGUUUCUGUUUACAAGGUUUAAGCGAGGAGAUGAAAACAAAAUCAAACCAAGAUGCAGGAGUGAGCUGGGAAGGGGGUGGGCGUCUGAGGCGCUCAUUUGUGGCGUGUCCUGGGCUGGUGUGGUCCAGCGGCUUGUUAGCGGCUUAGACUUGGACCCGGGUUCAGGCGCUUUCUGGGCUAGGGAAGCUUGCUGGGUGGCCUUGCUCAAGCAAACAGGGAUCUCCCUUGACCUUCAGCCUCUUGUUUGCAGAAGGGGGAAUCUGAGUGACUUACCUUACAGGUCAAGAAACAAAGAGUAAGGCUGUGCUCACACUCCUGGUUACUGGGCACUCAACUGGGUUUUUAAUCUGACUUCACACUACAUUAUAAUAAAUGCAUCUGUAGCCUGCACUUUGUUAUGAGAUGCUGCCACAGUGGAAUGCUUGGGUUGCGAACGAGAUCUGUGCGAGAGGCACAUCCGCAACUCGCAGCGUCCGCAACCCGCAGCGGUGUGUCUGUGCAUGUACGGGUUGCGAUUCAGCAUGUCUGCCCAUGCACAAAGCACAAUUUAGCACUUCUGUGCAUGCGUGACCGCCGAAACCCGGAAGUAACCCGUUCUUGUACUUCUGGGUUUUGGCGGUCCACAACCUGAAAAAACACGACCUGAAGCAUCUGUAACCCGAGGUAUGACAGUAUUUGAUGUGGUUGGGUCUCAAAUAUGUGAAGGGCUGCCAUAUGGAAGAUGGAGCAAGCUUGUUUUCUGCUGCUCUGGAGGGUAUGAUCUGAACCAAUGGAUUGAAACAGCAGGAAAGGAGAUUCUGAUUAACAGUAGGAAGAUUAGAGCUGUUCAAGAGUGGAACAGACUCCCUCGGAAAGUGGGGACUCUCCUUCAUUGGAGGUUUCUAAGCAAAGGUUGGAUGACUGUCUGCCAUGGAUUCUUUAGGUGUGAUUCCUGCAUGCAGAGGAUUGAGCUAGAUCAGGGGUCAGCAAACUUACUGUGCAUCGGGCUGGUGUCUCCAGCGUCGAUCGUGUGGCGGGCUGGAGGGUGGGGGAUCGCGUACCCAUACGUGUGCGCACAGGCUAUUUCUGGCGCAUUCUGAGUCGGAGGAGCACCGGAAAUAGCUUGUGGGCAUGUGCACGGGCCUCCUUCGACUCGGAUGUGCACCGGAAAUAAUGCUUGUGCAUGCACAAAUAAUGCUUGUGCAUGCGCACAAGCUAUUUCCGGUGCUCCUCUGACCUGGAAGCGGGCAGCCACACAGCGCCGGUAAGAGUGGGCAGCGGCAGUGGGGUUGCCGUGGGUUAGAUAAAUGAGUCCCUCGGGCCUUAUCCGGCCCACGGGUCUUAGUUUGGGGACCCCUGAGCUAGAUCAUGGGUAGGCAAACUAAGGCCCAGGGGCUGGAUCUGGCCCAAUCGCCUUCUAAAUCCAGCCUGCGGACAGUCCGGGAAUCAGCGUGUUUUUACAUGAGUAGAAUGUGUCCUUUUAUUUAAAAUGCAUCUCUGGGUUAUUUGUGGGGCAUAGGAAUUGGUUCAUUUUCUCUCUCCAAAAUAUAGUCUGGCCCCCCACAAGGUCUGAGGGACAGUGGACCGGCCCUCUGCUGAAAAAGUUUGCUGACCCCGAGCUAGCUGGCCCUCAGGGACCCCUUCUAACUACCGUAUUUUUUGCACCAUAACACUCACUUUUUUCCUCCUAGAGAGUAAGGGGAAAUGUCUGUGCGUGUUAUGGAGGGAAUGCCUACGGGUGGCAUGCCUACGGAUUUUCCUCCUCUAAAAACUACGUGCGUGUUAUGGUUGGGUGCGUGUUAUAGAGCAAAAAAUACGGUAUAUAGUUCUAUGAUUAUGUAAAUGAGCUUCACACCAACUGGAGUCCUGAAGCUGUUUCUAAUUGAUCUCUAGCCAAGGCGUGAACACCCCUGCAUAGGGCAAAGGCAUCCCCCCCCCCCGUCAACCCCCCCCCCCGCUGGAAUGUACACGAACAGUAAUGAAACUGACACUAAGGAAGCCAUGCUGGUGUGAACAGCUGAGGGGAGAAAGAGCACUAUGGGACACACAAAUUCUCUGCGCUCUAAGCCAUCAAUUUGAACACACCCUAAUAAUGAGAGGGUGGUGCCAUUCCCCUGAGUUUUGGGCAUCAAAUAGGUUUGGCACACAGGUCAGUAUCAGGCCGUGGCUGUACAAAGGCAGGCAGCUCUCCCAUCUCCUCUAGCAAGGGCUGCCCCAUAGCAAGCAACAAAGCUGCAGGCGUCUUGUCCUUAGAGGCUGCCAGGUUCAGACAUGAUGAGAGUCACAUACAGGGCCAAGGUGAGGCAUUCCACGUGAAUUUUGUUUAAGAGCAGCACAGUGGCAAAAAUUCAGUUCAUUUCACUGCCAUGGAGUGGGGUGUGCGUGCGCCUGUUCUGUUUGGGUUUUUCCUCUUUUUGUCUUCUGUCGUGUUUUGCCCGAAAUGUCUGGUGGUGUAGAAAUGACAAAGGUUUUGCUGGCCCCCAUAUCUAGUGAACUCUGUCUUCUCAGACACCAAUGAUCUUUGGGAUACCCCCCCCACUUGAAAUAUAUAUUGUUGUUUUGUUUUGGGGAUUGGGGGGGAGGGGGAGUUGGUUGGUUGUUUUUACUCCUGCUCAAGGACUAAUGGGUAAUUUCAUCUGGGAGCUGGAAAGGAACUCCCUCUUUGCUUCAAAAGGGGAUUCAAGAAAUCACGGAGGACAGAUCUGCCAGUGGCUAUUAUUAGGUUUGGCGGAUAAAUUGAGCCUCCAUGUCCUGACGCAGUCUGCCUCUGAAUACUAGUGGCUGGGCAGCAAUGGGGGGGAGGGGGGUUAAUGCAUUUGUGUCUGGCUUGUGUCUCCCCACUAAUUUGUCUAAUCCUCUUUUUAAGCAAUCCAAGUUGUGUGGCCAUCAGCCAGUUCCAUAGCUUAACUGUGUGCUAUGCGAAAAAGCACUUUCUGCCCUAAAAUGCCCAGCAUUGCAUCAUCAUCAUCAUCAUCAUCAUCAUCAUCAUCAUAAUUUAUUAUUUAUACCCCGCCCAUCUGACUGGAUCUCCCCAGCCACUCUGGGCAGCUUCCAACCAAAUAUUAAAAACAAUACAGCGUCAGACACUAAAAACUUCCCUAAACAUGGCCGUCUUCAGGUGUUGUUUAAAAGUAAAAUAGUUGUUUAUUGCCUUACGUCUGAUGCGAGGGCGUUCCACAGGGCGGGUGCCACUACUGAGAAGGCCCUGUGCCUGGUUCCCUGUAACCUCACUUCUCGCAGUGAGGGAACCGCCAGAAGGCCCUUGGUGCUGGAUCUCAGUGUCCGGGCUGAAUGAUGGCGGUGGAGAUGCUCCUUCAGAUAUAUAGGAUCGAGGCCGUUUAGGGCUUUAAAAGUUAGCACCAACACUUAGAAUUCUACGGGACGGGCCAUCCAGCUUGUUUCUAGUAAUCUGAGAGAGGGACAAAAUGCCCCUCUCAGUCCAUUUUCCCCACCCUGUGCAUGACUUUGUACACAAGCCUCAAAUGUUGCUUCCUUUCGUCAUCGUGACGAAUUCCUCUUCCAGUCCCUAGAUAAUUUUUGUUGCCCCCCCCCUUGUUGUCCAGCUCUACAAUGGACUUUUUUGAGUUCUGGCAAUCAGAACUCAUAAACUGGGUUUAUGGAAGACAAUCUUACUCGGCUAUGAGUGAUCGCCAAAGAAGAAGAUGAUUCCAAGUUUUGUUGUGCCACAGAUUUGUAUAAAGCCCUGCCUGCGUCACACUCCCCUCCCUGCUGCUCUGCUGGCUGAAUUUGUGUGGGGCUUCAGCCUGGCUCAACCAAAGUCCCAGCUGAUGCAGUCACUGCUUCGGCAUUCUGUCUCUGAAGCAAAGCCGUCCCAGUUUCAAGGUGUAGUUUGUGGCUCCCGCUGUCUGCAUCACGGCCCAGGAUAGGCCCUGCCCUGCCCUGCCAGCCCUUCCUGUGGCUCAGGAUGCUGAUUCCCCGAAGAGGGAGAUGUCAGCUUGGAGGGCAGAUGGUGGGCAGAGGCCAGGUGGCAGCUGUGGGUGGGGUGUGCCUUCCUGCUUGCUCCAGGGAGGGGACACGAAAAGCGCAAGCGGCAAUUCCAUUUGGCAUGUACGUUUCCUCUGGGAAUCGCAAAGCGAUUUCGCCUGUGUUGCAAGGCUUUUCUGGAGAAGGGAAAAUAAACACAUGUUGCUGAGGCUGAGCCCCAUUAAUCAUCCUGCAACAACGAGUCAAACUGUUAAAAAAGAAGAAAAUUCCUUCAACUGGGGCCAAGAUAAUCACAUCCCAAAUCUUGCCUCCAAACUGAAUAUCUCGGAGGGUGAGGAGCCUAACCAAAGCUGCAAAAGGGUUCCCACAGUUGCUAGAGUCUCCGUCUGCGUUAAGACUCGAGUCCCUGUCAUCACUCAGAAGAUAUGGCUAAACACAGGAAUUAACCAUUGUGACCCUGGAGUCGGUGGCUGCAAGAGCCACCGAAUAAAUGGGCUCACCCUUGCAAGGUGGUUUGAGCACAGAACGCUGAUCCUGCCCUGACUUCACUGGCUGCCGAUCAGUUUCUGGGCCCAAUCCAAAGUGCUGGUUUUGACCUACAAAGCCUUAAACAGCUCAGGACCACAAUACCUCAAGAACCGCUUCUCCACAUAUGAACUGACCCAGACCCUACGAUCAUCAUCUGAGACUCUUCUUUGUGUGCCUCCUCCAUGAGAGGUCUGGAGGGUGGCAACAUGAGAACAGGGCCUUUUCUGCAGUGGCUCCCCGUUUGUGGAAUGCUCUCCCCAGGAAGGUUUGCCUGGCUCCUUUGUUACAUAUUUUUAGUUGCCAGGCAAAAACAUUCCUCUUCUCCCAGACUUUUGGCUAAUUAAACAAUCUAUAGCCUUUUAAACAGUGUGUGUCUAGAAGUAUUGUUUUUGCUUGCUACUAUGUUGUGUAUUUUUGUGUUUUUAUAUUGUAAACCGCCCUGUGAUCAUUGGAUAAAGGGUGGUAUGAAAAUGUUGUUGUUGUUGUUGUUACAACCCCCAAUGCGACUUAUGCCUGUGGGUUCUGAAGCAGUGGCUUUCUCUCUCUUUGUGUGGGUAUCUUUGCACAGAAUAUUCUUGAGCAUCCUAUGUGUGGCUGGGGCAGUUGUGGAAUCUUGAUCAACAGUGCAGCUUCUGUGAGGAAAGUGAAAGGUCAAUCUGACUGGUGAAGGUGGGGGAACCAUACAGAGCCUGCAAGGGAUUGUAAGCUGCUGGAUGUAAAAGAGGAGCUUAGUGACUAGGAUCCCGGAGAAAGCAAAAAGUUGAGGAGAGCUUGUGCUUGAUAGCAGCUGAUGUGGGAGUGCUGUGUUCUCGGCAACCCACCAUCUUGUCUUGAACAUUGGGAAACGGGCCAACAAUGAGCUGGACCUGGCUUUCAUUAGCAAACUGACGCUGGGUGGAAAAGGAUCACCCAUGCAGACCGGAGCAGCAAGGAUAUCCUUUCUCCACUUCUGUUUCUCUCAUUAAAGCUGUUGUAGCUGCUGAUGGGGAAAUAUGAGGAGGAAAUGCCCAAAUAAAUGACUGGCGGGGUGCUGAUGGUGGAGGGGAAGGAACUGGAUCGUCUAAUAAGCUAGGUCUUUUAGGUGGUGGUAGGAUCUGGUGAUGACUGGCAAAUUUGGGUGAGAAUAUGUGGUAGGUAGAUAUUCCAUCUAUAUAUACCCAUUUAGGGCUGUGGUUAAGUGUGUUGCACUAAGACCUGAGAAACCAGGGUUCAAAUCCCCACUCAGCCAUUGAGCUCACUGGGUGACCUUGGGGACCAGUCACUGUGUCUCAGCCCAACCUACCUCACAGGGUUGUUGUGGGGAUUAAAUGAGAAGGUCGGGACCAUGUACACCACCUUAAUCUCCUUGGAGGAAAAAGGUAGAAUAUAAAUGCAAUAAAAUAUAAGAAGGAAAAAAACCCCAAAUAAUAAAACCACAAUGGAUCACCAGUACUUGUGCCCAGAACAGUUAGCAGUGUAGGAGUUGGUAAAGAUGCACAAGUUUCCCAGUCAAGGGCCUAGUCCUCAUGAACAAGCUCAGGCUGAGAGAAGUGCCCAAAGCACACACAUAUAGCUUUGUCCAGGUACCUUGAAGCUUUUCAGACCCAGGACCCACUUUUAACCCAAACAUGCAUUUUGGGAUCCAUUUCUUAACAUUUCACCAUAUAAUUGCACCGUGGUAGUGCUCCUGUUGCUACCUGCUUUGUAUCAAGCCUCAGCCCACUAGUGCAAUUGUGUGUGUGUGUGUGUGUGUGUGUGUGUGUUAAGAGGCAAGGGGGUGGCAGGGGGCACUGGGGGUGUAAAUGAUGAUCAGACUUUGAAAAGCUGAUGUCACCGGAUCAAGUUCAUCCAUUUUGCCAAAUGAUUUUGAAUAAAUGUGCAAUUAAUCAUUACUGUUUUUACUUUUAUUGUGUUAUUCUCCUCCUUACUUGGAUUGUGCAAACGGCUGUUCUGAAAAAUGUUUUUGGCAGGGUGCAGAAGGGGGGCACUGAGGAUGAGCUUGUGGAACCAGGGGGGCAGCAGCCUGAAAAAGUUUGGGAACCCCUGUACUCGUAGGUCCUGACCCACCAGCUGAAGAUCAGCGUUCGGCCAAUACGCACCAGAGUCACCCUUUGUUCUCUUGCAGGUAAUGGCAUCACACUGGAAGGGGCGGUCCCGUCUGAGCAAGACAGCCAGCCAAAACCAGCAAAGAGAGCCCGGACCUCCUUCACCGCAGAGCAGCUACAGGUAGAGAGCCGGGUGGGCUCUCUCAAGAGUGGUAGUGGGAUGCAGGACGAGGAGGAAUGCUGGCGACAUGCCUGGGUUACUCUUGAGUAUUGUCCUCCUCUUAGGUCAUGCAAGCACAAUUCGCUCAGGACAACAACCCAGACGCACAGACCCUUCAAAAGCUGGCAGACAUGACAGGGCUGAGCAGGAGAGUGAUACAGGUGAGGCUCUGAGCGCAGCACUGGUGGCCAAAAGGACUUGCCCUGUGGGCCACCAAAACCACCCGUCUGCAUCAGACCAAAAGAUCCAUCUAGCCGAGCUCCUUGGUCUCUUACGCCAACCCGCAGGAUGCCUACGGAAGCUUUGCAACCAGGUGCUAUGGGCAUCUCAGACCCUGUUUUCGUUUGGUUCCCUGAAUUGUGGGUGGGGCGGGGUGGGGGUGGGGGGUUUGCCAACAUUCCACGGAGGUGACAGUCUCAGAGUAUUACCCAGAAACGGAGAUGCUGUAAGGGAACCGAAAGGAGCAGGGUGGGGUGGAGGAAAUGGCCCGUGCAAAGGAUUGUGGAAGGAAAAGGUACAGGGAAGCUAGCAGUUUCAUAGGAUCUUAGAGUUGGAAGGAACCCAAAAGCUCAUCUAGUCCAACCUCUUGCAAUGCAGGUUUGAGGAAGAGCUAGUGCAAAUGGUAAGGAAAAGCAUGGAGUGCUUUCUUAAUAAUAAUAAUAAUAAUAAUAAUAAUAAUAAUAAUAAUAAUAAUAAUAAAAUUAUUUGUACCCCACCCAACUGGCUGGGCUUCCCCAGCCACUCUGGGCGGCUUCCAACAAAGAUUAAAAAUACAUCAAAAUGUCACACAUUAAAAACUUCCCUGAACAGGGCUGCCUUCAGAUGUCUUCUAAAUGUCAGGCAGUUGUUUUUCUCUUUGACAUCUGGUGGGAGGGUGUUCCACAGGGAAGGCGCCACUACCGAGAAGGCCCUCUGCCUGGUUCCCUGUAACUUGGCUUCUCGCAGGGAGGGAACCGCCAGAAGGCCCUCGGAGCUGGGCCUCAGUGUCCGGGCAGAACAAUGGGGUUGGAGACGCUCCUUCAAGGAUACUGGGCCGAGGCCGUUUAUAAUCAUAAUCACAAACUCUCAGGACUGGGAAAUAUUUUAAUGCUUCCCAGUGGCAAGAACUGCAGAGGAUUCUAGCAUGGCGGGGGGGGGGGGACCUUUCCCCCUAAAGAGCUAACUUUCCAAAUGCAGGGUAUGUGCAUGUAUUUUAAACAGCAAGGGUGCAUUCAAAAAACAUGACCCUCUCCAGCAGUAGGAAUUAUGCCAUUCCAGGUAAGCUGUACUGCAAGCUUUCCCAAAAUUCUGAAUUAGCUUGAAGGGGGAGGUAGGGGAGACUGUAAAAUGUCCACGGGAUGCUCUACUCAAUAAACAAAGACAAAGGGUGGUGGUGGAGGAAUGAGAUGCUAAAAUGUCUGAUUUAUUACUCAUAAAAUAAUGUUUAAUUGACCUGAGGUGGGUCUGUAGUAAGACACUCUGGCAAUGGCUGUGGUGACAGAGGAUGAUGAGCCCAGCUCAUCCAUUCUGAAGCCGAUAUAUCAGAGAAAGAGGAACAGACCGCUUGGGUUACUUUCUCCGGUAGCCUUGCUGUCAUGUGACACUCCAGGGAGUUGGGCUAGAUGACACUUUGACUUUGGACCCCUUCCAACUCUACACAUCUAUGAUUCCAUCUUGCAGACAUCCUUUUUGCUAUCAACCUGACUUCUCCCCAAGACCCCUCUUUUGCCCAUCAAUGGUAUAUAUUUUUGUGCUUCUAUUUUCCUCUGAUGUAUUCUCAACCAGGGUGAAACAGAAGCACCAGGAGCGGUAUUCAACUAAGUCUUACUCAGAGCAGACCUACUGAACUUAAUGGGCCAUGUUCAUUGAAUUCAAUAGAUCUACUCUUGAGUACUAGGGACGCGGGUGGCGCUGUGGUCUAAACCACACAGCCUUGGGCUUGCCGAUCAGAAGGUCGGAGGUUUGAAUCCCCACGACGGGGUGAGCUCCUGUUGCUCGGUCCCUGCUCCUGCCAACCUAGCAGUUCGAAAGCAUGUCAAAGUGCAAGUAGAUAAAUAGGUACCGCUCCGGCGGGAAGGUAAACAGCGUUUCCGUGCGCUGAUCUGGUUCGCCAGCAGCGGCUUAGUCAUGCUGGCCACAUGACCCGGAAGCUGUGUGCCGGCUCCCUCGGCCUAUAGAGCGGGAUGAGCGUCGCAACCCCAGAGUCAUCCGCGACUGGACCUAAUGGUCAGGGGUCCCUUUACCUUUAUCCUUACUCUUGAGUAAAACCUAGCAAGUUUUUUUUUUGUUUUUUUUACAAAAUCAACACAGCUGUGCCUCCCUCUCAAAACGCCUCUUGCAUUCCAGGUUUGGUUUCAGAACUGCAGAGCGCGCCAUAAAAAGCACACGCCCCAACACACAGUGCCCCCAUCUGGAGGCUCCCAGUCCCGCAUCCCUUCGGUGUUGCCUGACGACAUCCACUAUUCCCCCUUCAGCAAUCCUGAACGUGCAAGGAUGGUGACCUUGCACAGCUACAUAGAAAGUAAGUGUUGACAGCCGCGCUUAAAAACAGCGUAGCGGCUGAGAAAGCUGACGUAGCAUGCAUUAGGUUCAAGUCUCAUCACUGCAGGAAUAGCCAGACAAACCUCUCUCUCUCUCUUUUUCUCUCUCUUAGCCUCAAUCCUCUAGUUUGCAUGAUGGGGGUAUCAGUACUGACCUAUGCUGCAAGGUGGUGCAGGUGACACACCUUAAAUAGGCUGCAAUCCUAAACACAGGUGUUAGGAGUGGGCAGCCUCCAGCCCGUUAGCCUUGGCCUUAUUUCACAGGGCGCUCAGAUUCAUUUCAUAUGGGUGGCAAGUACGGAAAAAGGGAGGGAGGGAAGGAGGGAGGGAGAGAGAGAGAGAGAGAGAGAGAGAGAGAGAGAGAGAGAGAAGAGCUGUCCCCUUCGGCCUCUGACCCCAGCCACCAGUGACCCUAGGUCAGGCAUAGGCAAACUCCGGCCCUCCAGAUGUUUUUGGCCUACAACUCCCAUGAUCCCUAGCUAACAGGACCAGUGGUCAGGGAUGAUGGGAAUUGUAGUCCCAAACAUCUGGAGGGCCGGAGUUUGCCUAUGCCUGACCUAGGUCCUCACCAGUGCCAGCUUAUGGUCCACAACCCUCAACAGAUUGAUUUAUUUUAGCCCAUAUAUCUAUACUACAGUCAUACCUCAUGUUACGUUUGCUUCAGGUUGCGCAUUUUCAGGUUGUGUCCCGCGGCGAUCCGGAAGUAACGGAACGGGUUACUUCCGGGUUUUGCCAUGCACGCAUGCGCAGAUGCGCAAAAUGACAUCACAUGCAUGCGCAGAAGCAUCGAAUUGCAACCCGUAGAUGAGGGUUGCGUUCUUUUCAGGUUGCGAACGGGCCUCCGGAACGGAUCCCGUUUGCAACCAGAGGUACCACUGUACUUAAUACAUAAAAUAUCUCUAAGAUGCUGGAAGAUUCAGGAUGGAUAAAAGAAAGGACUCCUUUGCACAGCGCAUAGUCCAACUGCGGAACUUUCCUCCCACAGGAGGCAGUGAUGGCCACUAACUUAGAGGGCUUUAAAAGAGAAUCAGGCAGAUUUGUGGAGGAGGAGAGGACUGUCCAUGAUUACAAGCCGUCAUGGCUUGGCUCGGCCUCCACAGGAGGAUAGAAAGUACUCGUGUGCUCGGGCCCUGCUUGCAGACUUCCCAUAGGCAUCUGGGUGGCCACUGUGAGAACAGGAGGCCGGACUAGAAGGGGCCCCUUUGGCCUGAUCCAUCGGGGCUCUUCUUAGGUUCAUUCAUGGUGGUAUCCGUACUGUAGCUCCUUCUUCCGACACACCUUGCCCUUCAAGAACUCUGAGCCUCUUGGCUCUCACUCAUGGCUCUCACACCUCUUGGCAAAGAGGGUCUCCUCAACCUGCCGAGCUCACUCCAAAGAGAGUGUGGAUCUUGAGAGAGAAAAAGAUUACCCACCCCUAGACUAGGUAAGGAGCUCCACUGGAUAAAUUGGGAUGAAGUUGUGAAGAAGGGUACAGAGGAUUGUUGUGAUCCAAGGUGUUGAGUGACCAAGAAUCUCUCCAUGAAACAAACCAACUGACCCUGUCAAAAGGAUGGAAUUUAAAUGUGGAGGGAGGUGCCUUUGAUGAGGAUGAACCCCCCCCCCCCCGUUUGCUUAUUGGGUUUCCAUAAGGCUUGCGUUGCUCCUCACAGGGAUCUGAAAUCCUGCUCCUAUCUCACACAACUAAGCCAGGUGCAACUCAAGGUGCCCUCUGUUACCUGCCUUUCAUGACCUCUCACAUGUGCGGGACUAUCACUGUGUCUUUUGGGCACUGCACAUGCAUAGUUGUCAACUUUUCCCUUUCCUUGCGAGGAAUCCUAUUUGGAAUAAGGGGAUUUCCCUUAAAAAAAGGUAAAUGUUGACAGCUAUGCGCACAUGUGCACAAUGGCAUGGGGAGAUAGCAACAGCUGGGACUGGAGUACCAGUUACCAGAACAUGCAGCAGAACGAGGUAUUGAGGUGGGUGGGAAAAAUCACUUGGAGAAAGUCAUGUUUGGCUACUGUAACCCUCUUUGGUGCACAAAUACAGGGCGAGUCCUUUAAAAGACUCACCCUGUACUUUGAGAUAAAUAUUUUGGGAGAAUUGGGAUACCAACCUUCCGAGAACAGAAUACUUCAUGGCGUCAUGCUUUCUCCUUAAAACCAAUAUUUUUGUAGCUGGUGUUUCUCAUGCCCUGUGGCUUCCUCUCCUUGCCCUCCACUUGUGAAGCCAAGGGGCACGGAAAUCUCAAAAGCACAUCAGCAAUGCUUUUUGUUUGAUCACAAAAGAAUAAGGCUCGAAGCUGCCUUCUCAUUCACAGGUCAGGUACAGUGUGGACAGAUGCACUGCCGCCUCCCUUAUGCUGCCCCUCCUGUGCAUCUCAAAGCUGACAUGGAAGGACCCCUGUCGAGUAGGGGGGAGAAGGUAAAGGUGGUCUCACUUCUGCAAUAACCAGUGCUGCUUCCAUACCUCCCAUCCCACUGCCCCACCUCCACAAUUCCGCAACGCUAUUCCCACAAUCCGAUGCAAAAGAGCCACCCAGUCUAGCUAGAGCAGUGAUGGCCAAACUUGGCCCUCCAGCUGUUUUUGGACUACAAUUCCCAUCAUCCCUGACCACUGGUAUGAUUUCUUUGUGUAUGGGGAUGAAUCCAUAGCUUGGUGCUGGGGAUUAUGCUUUGUAUGCAGGAGGCCACUGGUUCAAUCUCUAAGAUAUUGGGUAGCAGGACUGGGAAAGGACCUCAUUAGCUGAAGCCUUGGGAGAGUGGUUGUCAAUUGGAAUAAGAGGUCCUGGGCUUGGUGGAGCAGUGGUUUGUUCUGAGCUGCUCACCUCCUUGCCCAAGGGGUGAGAAGCUCCAAGAGACAACACCAAAUAUUCCAAGACUUAUGGAAUAUUUGCAACUCUUGCUUUGUUUUCAGAUACGCAAGCAGAGCACAAGUGGAGGCCAACAGCUGGUGCCUCCUGCAAUGUGGCAGAUCAGCUUCCUUGCAUAAAAUCCCCAAGGGCAGAGACCUUGAACCCCACCCCCACCCCUGCAGCCUUCAACAAGCUCUAAGCUUUGCUUCUUGUUGCCUCUACACACAGACACACGUGUGGCUCACGGCAUAUUUCUUUCCACAUUUCAUAGAAUUGUAAGUUGGAAGGGACCCCCGGGGGUCAUCUAUUCCAACCCCUUCUAUAUUUGACAGCCUACCAGACUGCAGCUUUCUUCAACACUGGUGAUGAGACAGCACUGCCACACUAAGUGCAGCAAGGUACUGGGAAGGGGAGAGGAGAGGAGAGGGGGAAAGGGCAGGCAUGAAGCACACGGCUCUGCCCUCCAACCCAUCAUUGCCCGAGGCCACUGCUGCCUCCUGCCUUGUGGCUGGGCUUCCCCCUGCAAGCUGGCGUGGUGUCACCUUUCCCACGCACAGUCAAUCUCAUAUAUACUGUAUUCCCAACCAUCUCCCUGCUACCAUCCUGGGCUACUAUUCCACAACUUGCUUAACAGAGGAGUGGUUGGACAGCACAGUAUAUUCACUUGGAGGCCCUCAACCAGUUUGGCACUUUCUUUAAGAGGAAGAGAUGUCGCGGGGGGAGGCAUUGCUGACAAGCAGCCUAGAGGGCUCAGGAUGACAUUGGGGAGGUCCCUAUAAGUCUUGAGUGGCUCAGGGGCACAAAGUGACCCUCUGUUGGUGAAAGAGGCACUGUAGACUGGGGUGUGGAGAAGCUUUCCCUUUUGUGUUGUUGCACAGGCCCCCACCAUAGCUCUGGGUUCUCCAAUUGUGUGUUGCUGAGUCCCUCUGUAUGGCUUUCCCGACAGGUCAUCCUCUUCCAGUACUGACUGCUCCUGCUCCUCCUGACGUCCCAGGGAUACUUGGUGGUGGUGGCACUGAAUCAUACACACCAGCCAAUCCACAGCAACUGCAGACCCUCAUGCUGCGGUAACCCACCCGUGGUGGCACUCCUGAUCCCCUUCCACGAAUCCGGCACCUGAAUCUCUACGGCUCUGCAGCACAAUCCCGAUGACCGCUGAGCCCGUGACUUCCCUUGUGGAACCGUUUGGCUUUCAAAGACUCCAAGGCAGCGCAUCUCCCUGGCAGAAGAAACCAAGGACUUCAGUUCAGUAGAGUUUCAACAGCAUGCACUGUGUGGACUUGUUUCUUUCAAUGCUUUUGGACUUGUAUCUUUCAAUGCUUGUCAUCAAAUGCUUUACAACCACCUGGUCUUUGACCUUCCCUGUAGGGAACAUGCCCACCUACUCCUUUGACAGGCAGGGGGUCUGCAGCUCUGAACACCAACGUGGGCUAUCUGUGUCAGGAGAGUUCUAUCCAAGCGCCACACACACUUCCAACCCAGUCACCACCCAACAUCAGGGGGUGUGUGCGUUUGUGGAAUCAAAACCUUCCCAAUUCCUAGGAGCCACAAUCAAGUUGUCAGGGUCUAGGUCCCAGCACAGAACUGAGAAAAUAUUUGACUAUUCCUUGGUGUCAGCACCAAACUUUUUAACAGCUGUGCAAUGAACAGGUGCCUGGGAUUCUUAGUGUUGCAAAAACUAUUUGUUUACCACUUGGGGGGCCUUGGCUAAAGUGUAUUAUACUACAGAAAUAAAUGGAUAAUUAUGGUGAUGAUGAAACCUGGAAUUUCAGCUUGAUAUCUCCUCCCCUAUACAAAGCACAGUACUGUCUUACUCUGAUUGGCAGGAGCUCGCCAAAGUCUCAAGCUCUGCUUCACCAUAAAUAGAUGGCUGCUGGAUGAUACAUUGGUGCCAGUGCAAACUAGCCCUCUGUCAAAAAAAAUCAUUGCCCUCCCGUAGAUCCAUUUCCCUCCCUCUUUUAUCAUCCAUCCAAAAUGUAUGCAGUGCCAGAGCCACUCCUUGGGAACAAGUCCAUGAGCAAUUACUUACCACCCCUCCCAGUUAGAAUUGAUUGUUCCCUUAGCCUCCUUCCCUGAGGCUGGGCUUCUCCUGGGCUGCUGGCUCAAAAGGCAAAGGCACAGGUUUCCCUGUCACUGCAGUGUUGCCAAGCUGGGUUGGUCCACCAUUUCAGUGGUUUUGAUCUCUGUGGUUGAGGCUUUUACCAGUGGGAGUUUGGAGCAGGGGCCAGCUCAGACUAGCAUCUUAAAGGUAAGAAUGAGGGUGCCCGGGUGUGGGGUAGGGACGUGUCCUCCUUUUCCGGAAUGGUUCCUGAGUUUCUGGUUGAGGACUGCAGUCCUAUCUGGGCAUGGCUGAAGCAGCUGUCUCCGUGGCUGCCUUGCACCCAGCAGCAGAUCUGCUGUUGGGGAUGCAGGAAUGCACAAGAUCUUUGUCCCCUCUGCUGGUAGGGCAUAUUGCCACUUAGGACUGCUCAUGCGCCUUUGAAACCAAACAUGAACACAUUGCUCAAUGUGGUAGCACUUGGUAACUGAGGGAAGAGACUGACUGUGCAACUCAGUCCUAAGCAGCCUUCCUCAGAAGCUCAACAGAGCUCCACACUCUCCAGUAAGUGUGCAGAGAGUUGCAAUCUUAAGAAUGGAUGCAGACCAGGCACACACAUCAGGCCUUCCUAGGAUUUCCCAUAACUAUUCUUAAACGUAAAAGCAACUGCAAAGAUGCAGACUGGAUCAGGGCCAGUCUGGUGCUGGGCGAGCUUUUUUUCCCCAUUAAAAAAACACAACAGCCUGCAUUUUCUCAAUUUAAAUUGCCCCUCCCCCAAAGCUGCUUUUGCUUAUAGUAGAAAACAUGCAGGCACACUAUGUACGAGCG